CAUUCCUACACUGGCUUGGCACAAGAGGCAGGGAGAGAAGGAAAAGAAGGUGAAAAGCUUCAGAGGAGAUCAAGGUGCUGUAGAGAAAUAUCUUUCAGUGGGACCAGACAGACAGAGGAAAUCACUUUGCAAGACAGAGAAAAGACUCUCGGGUGAGCAUGAUGACCUUUGAGCAGCAGGGCCAGUCAGCAGCACUUUGUGGGCCCCAGGUCCCCAACAUGGGGCAGGAGCCCUCCGAACUCAGCCUCUACAGUGACAGCUACUACACCCCUCCAUCUCUGCCCAGCCCCCAGCAGGUCGCUCCUUCUACCUACGACCUGGGGGACUAUGGCACCCCUCCUUUGAACCCCUACCUGUGGUUCAAUGAGCUGGGACUCAACAGCUCCCCUUAUCUUGGUGGGGGUGCAGGAGCAGCUGGUGCUCCCUAUGCGCCCCCGCACUUUAGCAUGCAGAGGCCAUAUCUGGGCAGCAGCGGGCCAGGGCCCAGAGGAGCCGACCUGGGCUGGUUCUCCCUGCCCUCGCAGGAGGAGCUGAUGAAGCUGGUCAGGCCGCCAUACUCCUACUCCGCCCUCAUCGCCAUGGCGAUCCACGGGGCCCCCGACCACCGUAUCACGCUCAGUCAGAUCUACCAGUACGUGGCCGACAACUUCCCUUUCUACAACAAGAGCAAGGCCGGCUGGCAGAACUCCAUCCGCCACAACCUCUCCCUCAAUGACUGCUUCAAGAAAGUGCCACGUGACGAGGACGAUCCAGGCAAGGGUAACUACUGGACCCUAGACCCCAACUGCGAAAAGAUGUUUGACAACGGCAACUUCCGUCGCAAGAGGAAGAGGAAGUCCGACUCCUUGGCUGCUGAGGGUGGGGAAGGAGGUUCUCUAGCUGCUGAUUCGGGGGAGGGGAGUAGAGGAAGCAGCCCCAAACACCCCAAUAACUCCUCCAACACCCCAGAAAGAGGUCCCUCCCCUAUCCCCUCAGGCCCCUCCCCCUGCCUGAGCAGGUUCCUGUCAGAGAUGUCUGGAGUGGCAACAGGGGUGGCCAGUUUGAGUGGGGACCCCCUGAGCCAACCGCUGCCCCUGGGCCUACCAGUGGAGGGGUCCCUGGGGGCCACACAAAGCGGGGGCUUCAGCUCAUACUCCUCUGAUGCCACAGUGCCGCAGUGGGCCAGCCCCCUGCCGCCACCACCUGCUCUGCCGUCCUCGCCCUCCCCCUCCCCCUCUGCGGGUGGGUACAGUGGCUCCUUGCUCGGGCAGUUCGGCAGCGAUUUCUACCCCCUGCUGGACUCGGCUGGGGUGCUCUACCCCCGGGACGGCACCGAGGUGUGAAGUGAUGGCAUGAAUACAAGGACCAGGGGACGGGUCCUUUGAGCUGCAUGAAGGCUUUCACUGACACAGAGUGCAAUGUGCCCCAGCAGAGAGUGAGGAAGAAAGAGCGGACCAGCCUGCCUGCAGGGCAGAAGCCAGCUCUCACAGGAGGGCCUGACUCAGCAAGUGAAAACGGCAGGCAGACGCUCCCACGUUCACAGUGCAAACACUCACACUCGCUGAUCUCAGGCCAGCCGCUGACAUCACCUCAACUGAGACAAGAAUCCCAACCGCCUCCUCCCCCCUGCAAUGGGCACUGCUGUCACUCACCAGACAACCACAAGGUCCAACAGCUUUUGACUUUGUGCACUUGCAGAAUUUUUGGUCAUCUACUUGUGGCCUGACCUCAAUAUCAAUUAGUGAAGUGUAAUGAAAGGUUGUUCAAGAAUGGUAGCAUGAUUAGUUUUGAUUAGGUUAUUUAUGAAGUGUUUUUUUUUUAUUAUCUUGUCAGGCUGUAAUAUAUUUAAACUGAAAUGCUGUCAGGGUGUUUAUGGCAUGGCUGUAGGGAUAAAUUGGAGU
This is a messenger RNA of Megalops cyprinoides (Indo-Pacific tarpon), 1880 nucleotides long. Its product is annotated as forkhead box protein I1-like. Gene Ontology annotation, molecular function: RNA polymerase II cis-regulatory region sequence-specific DNA binding; DNA-binding transcription factor activity, RNA polymerase II-specific. Lineage: Eukaryota; Metazoa; Chordata; Actinopteri; Elopiformes; Megalopidae. The transcript is spliced from 2 exons. The coding region runs from base 159 to 1322 and encodes 387 amino acids. The record is from RefSeq and is a predicted model, not a curated record. Gene Ontology annotation, biological process: regulation of transcription by RNA polymerase II; cell differentiation; anatomical structure morphogenesis.